Messenger RNA from Laccaria bicolor S238N-H82, 1071 nucleotides. RefSeq lists its product as uncharacterized. The transcript is spliced from 8 exons. The record is from RefSeq and is a predicted model, not a curated record. NCBI's taxonomy places the organism in Eukaryota, Fungi, Basidiomycota, Agaricomycetes, Agaricales, Hydnangiaceae. Bases 1 to 1071 code for a protein of 356 amino acids.
AUGCCACCAGCGGCAGAUCAAGACCCGUCUCAGCAACUUCUUCCUGGCAACUCUGCAAUUCGGACCACUUGCAGUGCGCUUGAACUAGGGCCCCGAAAGAAACCAGGUGUCACAGAUCCUCUUGUACACCAUGGCCGUCACUUCGGUCGAACCGUCCACGCGUUCUGCAACAUCCGAACACUUAUCAACAAUGGUAUCUUACGACUGGGAGAGCUAGCAGAUCAGCCAGAUGAAUCCUUCAGCGCCGAGGAGCGGCGAGAGCACAAAAUAUUUCUUGCCCUCUUGCAAUCUGUUGUGGGCCUAGAAGAGCGCCUGUUGACUGGAUCCGAGGAAGAAACUGGUUUCAUUGCAGAACUUCUUCGCAGAGGUGCCUCCGGGGCUCGGGGUGAUGAUACGAAGAGUUUGAAAGGCGCCAUACUCGAAUGGAUUACACCAAAGGGUGAAUCAUUGAAUCCGCCCCUGGCUCGAAAUAUGAAACUCGACCGAGGUUUCCACCAUGAGUGUACUGGAGCUCUUCUGUGUCCUACGAAUCUCGAUUGGUCAGAUCCAGAGACCAAGGAGCGACUGCGAAGUGGCGAACAGCUUGUCACCGGGGAUCAGUGGCCCAUUUUUCUUUACGCUGGUUGCAACUUCGAUCCUGAAGAACCAUGGAACGGUCUGCUCCGCAACAGGCUCUUAAUUUACGCCUUUAAACAUGUCUUUACAUCUCCAAGCUCAGUCGAUAAAGAACCCAAAGCGACAAGAUCGGGAAACGCGCGAAUUCACGGUAUGAGGUGUGUUACCGCCGGAUCAAUUGCAUACAUUGCAACACAGGUUCGCUUCGCACUGUGUUCCUCACCAGUUUUCUCUCGAACAGACAUGAUAACCGAUUCAGAAAGAUUUUUUUCCUCGAUCCUUGAACUCUUGGAGGACCCUCGCGAGGCGCAAGAGGUGCAUGACCUGUACAUUUGGUGGAACCGCCAAGUGUUUCCAUCUUACUCAUCAGCGCAGCGCAUAGUUACUAAAGACAGUGCCUUAGCCAAGAUUCAGGAGAAGCGACGCCGUGUCUUGACGACAUCCAGCAUUUGUUGA